Molecule: messenger RNA, 3909 nt
Organism: Cyprinodon variegatus (sheepshead minnow)
Lineage: Eukaryota; Metazoa; Chordata; Actinopteri; Cyprinodontiformes; Cyprinodontidae
Gene: filip1l
Product: filamin A interacting protein 1-like
Exons: 4
Coding region: 8-3502 (1164 amino acids)
Source: RefSeq, a predicted model, not a curated record
GAAGAACAUGCGCUCCCGCAGCAACAGUCUAGAGGAUGUAGCAAAAGCCAAAUCGCCACAGCAGCACAACAUGGACACACGCAAGCGAUCUCCAGAGCGAGAUGGACCUUUGGGAAGAACAGAACGACACAGUCGACGCCGAGACUCACCAGACGACACUGGCACCAUUGAGCGGAUCCACAAAGUGGCCAAAAACAGCUGCAGCACUGGUGGAAGAACCACUGUCAGCAGUGCUGCAAAAGGAGGGCGACGGGAGAAGGGCAGGGACCUUUCCAGGGAUGACCUCGUCUUUCUCCUAAGCUUGCUGGAAGGAGAGCUACAGGCCAGGGAUGAGGUGAUCACAGUGCUAAAGGCAGAGAAAAUUGAUUUGGCGCUUUUGGAAGCCAAAUAUGGGUUUGUCACACCACAGAAGGUUCUACAGGCCCUGCAGAGAGACGCCAUCCAGGGAAAGUCUGAUGUUUUCCAGGAAGACAUCUAUGAGAAACCAAUGGUAGAGCUGGAUAAGUUAGUGGAGAAACAGAGGGAGACCCACAGGCGGAUGCUUGAGCAGCUGCUAAUGGUGGAGCAGGCACACAAACAGGCUCUGUAUAAGCUGGAGGAUGAGAAGAGGAACCACGGAGAGUUUAUGAGGAAGAGCGACGAGUUCACCAACCUGCUCGAGCAGGAGCGGGAGAGGCUAAAGCUGUUAAUUGAACAGGAAAAGGCCUAUCAAGAAAGAAAAGACCAAGAAAACGACAAAAAGGUUGCAAGUCUGAAGGAAGAGCUCACAAAACUCAAGUCUUUUGCAUUGAUGGUUGUGGAUGAACAGCAGCGCCUCACUGAACAGCUGAAUCAGAAGGCAGUCAAGGUCCAAGAGCUCAGCACGGGCUUUGCACAAGCUCAGGAAGAACUGAGUCUAGCUAAUGCUCGUCUGCAGGAAGAGGAGCAAAAGGUCAGUCGUUUAGAGACUGAGUUACAUGACCAAGCAAGUCAACAUUAUCAGGAACAGGAAGCAAUGACUGCCAAACUGACCAGUGAAGAUGCUCAAAACAGGCAUCUGCGCCAGAAACUGUCAGCACUCAGCCGGCAGCUCGAUGAGCUGGGGGAGACCAACAAGACCCUCAGAAGGGCCGAAGAAGAGCUGCAGGAACUGAGGGACAAAAUUAGCAGAGGCGAGUGUGGAAACUCAAGUCUCAUGUCGGAACUUGAGGAGUUACAAAAACGAGUUCUGGAGAUGGAGGGGAAGGACGAGGAGUUGAUCAGAAUGGAGGACCAGUGCAGAGACCUCAACAAGAAACUGGAGAAAGAGACCAAACAGAGCCGGUGCUUGAAAGCUGAAGUUGAUCAACUGAAUCACAGAAUUACAGAAUUAGAGAAACUAGAGGAUGCUUUUAGUAAAAGCAAACAAGAAUGCAUUUCCCUGAAGAGUAACUUGGAAAAGGAGAGGACUGUGUCAAAGGUUUUGAGCAGCGAACUGGAAAUAUUGAAGGUUAGAGUCAAAGAAUUGGAGGGUGCAGAAGGCAAGAUGGUCAAGACUGAGCAGAUACUAAAAGAGGAGCUGUCCAAACUAAAGACUCUGACAGUUAUGCUGGUAGAUGAGAGAAAAGCAAUGGCAGAAAAGCUAAAACAAAUGGAGAACAAAGUACAAAACAGUACUGGCAAGCUUCAAGCCGAGCAGGACAGGGUUACAUCGGUCACAGAGAAGCUAAUAGAGGAAAGCAAAAGGGCAUUAAAAUCAAAGGCAGAGCUAGAGGAGAAAAUGUGCUUUGCAACAAAGGAAAGUGAUGACUUAAAGGCCAAACUAAGAGCUGAGGAAGAGAGGAAUAAAGAUCUGGAGUCUAAAAUCAACAUGAUGAAGAAACGGUUGCAGUCACUUGAGACAAUUGAGAGGGAAUAUCUACGAAGCAAAGCAAAAGAGGAGCAACUUAAAACACCUCUCACUAAUCGCUUCCAGCAAGAAGACAACAAAAUCAAAGAUCUGACACAGGAGGUUGAACGCCUUAGACGUAAGUUAAAGGAUAUGAAAGUGGUAGAGGGGGACUCCUCAAAAACACCCGAGUAUGAAACACUGGAAAAAAGGUUCACCAAUGAACAACAAAGAGCCAAAUCCCUGAUGGAGGAGCUUGAGGUAUCCAGAAAAGAGCUUUCCAUGUACCAACUGGCAGAAAAGAAAGAGUGCAAUCAAGAGCAUGUUCUUUAUAAACGCUUGAAGGAGGAGGAAGCAAAGUCUAGCCAUCUGUCCAGAGAAGUGGCAGCUUUGAAGGAGAAGAUUCAUGAGUACAUGGGAACAGAAGAGUCUAUUUGCCGCAUGAAAACUGACCAUUCUACUCUGCAAAGAAAGCUAACCCAGCAAGAGGUCAGAAACAAAGAACUGGCCCGAGAAAUGGAGACGCUAACUCGAGAGCUGGAGAGAUACAGGCGCUUUAGUAAAAGUCUUCGCCCAGGCAUGAAUGGAAGGCGGUUUUCAGACCUUCAUGUUUCUACGAAGGAGGUUCAGACUGAGCCGCUUGAGCUCAUGUCCCCCAACAGUAAGACUACUGUACCCCUGGAACGAGCAGUGGUCAACGGGAAGCUGUACGACGAAAGCGCCCCUGAUGAUGACGCAAACUACAGCAAUGAACUACAGCUCGCCAAGUAUAGCCCUUCGCUCAUCAACAACGUCAACAACCUGAACAACAAUAUGAGACGAGGCCAAUUCUUCAAAACGAAAGACAGCACUCAUCAGGUGAAUGGCAAAAUGCAGCCACGGCAUAACAGCAACCAUGUCCAAGCUGGAGACUUGGUGUUGACCCAUAGUCCUGGGCAGCCGCUGCAUAUAAAAGUUACCCCUGACCACGGACAGAACACAGCAACUCUAGAGAUCACCAGUCCAACCACAGAAACACCUCAGUCAUUCACCAGCACCGCUGUCAUACCCACAAGUGGAGGUCCCCCCAAGCAGAGAAUUACCAUCAUUCAGAAUGCCUCGAUUUCCCCUACUGCAAAAUCCAUUUCUCCGACAACUAAAUCAAAGCGUUCCUCAAUCUCAGAUGAAUCAUGCUCCCCAGAUAGAGUACUAUCACCUUUCACCAUGGCUACAUACUCUAGAGCAAUGACCCCAGACUCAUGCGGCUCUGUAACCCCAGACCGAGCCAUGUCACCCAUACAAAUUGUAUCCGUGACAACAGGUGUGCAGGAUCGCUCCCUCUCGACAGAGCCUGCAGAGGUCGGGCACGCUGUCUUCCGUGUCACCCCUGAGAGACAGAGCAGCUGGCAGGUACAAAGGUCCAACAGCUCGGGGCCAAACGUCAUCACCACCGAGGAUAACAAAAUCCACAUUCACUUAGGAAGUCCGUUCAUUCAGAGUAUCAGCACUCCUUCGCAAGCGCCUGGAGCCUUGGAAAAAAUGACUCAGGUUACUGCAAACUCCAGCACUCCAGUUGCCAAAGGCAACAGUAAAAUUACAAGUAGCAUCAUGAUUAAGCCCACAUCUACCCCAAUCCAAAGACCAUCACAGAUUACAGUAAGUAAUGCUUACCAGUGACCCAACAGUCCCUGAACCCUCCAUCCCAUCCCUAGUUUGGAAUCAUAGUAUCUUUGGCUCUAACAACUCUUAGAACCAUGUCUGUUUUAUUCAUCUAAUAGUCUAAACAGUUGGUUGUUGGACUUUUUAUUUGGUUUGUUUUGUGCUGUGUGAUAAAAAAAAAAAAUAACCAAAUGCAUGAACACAGUAAAGACACCAGGUUCUAACUCAUGUGCACUUACUGUAUUGUACUCAAUGGCCCAUUUGCCAUGUAGUCUGAUUCACACUGAUGUAUCGUGCCAGUUUUUAUUCACCAUAUUUUCACAAACUCCAUUUUGUCUGAGCUGUUUUGAUUUUAUUUUGAAUAAUUAAAGUGUGAGAAUAAGAUUUUUGUUUUAGUUUGUCAUCCAUGCUUGCUGAUUUUUAUU